Kwoniella botswanensis is the source of this 297-nucleotide messenger RNA. RefSeq lists its product as uncharacterized. The record is from RefSeq and is a predicted model, not a curated record. The coding region runs from base 1 to 297 and encodes 98 amino acids. The transcript has 2 exons. NCBI's taxonomy places the organism in Eukaryota, Fungi, Basidiomycota, Tremellomycetes, Tremellales, Cryptococcaceae.
AUGAGCAAUUUACCAGAUAUAACUCACCUCCAUGCUCAGGCUUUCCACCUAGGUUCGAUAGGAAGGAGUGAAUCUGCUCCUGCUGUCUUGCCCACUUCUUCUGUCACGGGGGUGCAGCAGAGGACGAGAACGGAUAGUGAGAAGAGUAGUCAGAAUCAACAUGGUGACAAUCAUUCGACUCUAAGGCAAAAGCCCAGUAUCGAUGAUAUCAAACCUUCCUUACCUCGAUUCUUUAGUGCUUUUGCGAUUGGUGCUGGUAACAACUGGAGAGAUAGUUAUGAAGCUAUAGGGCAUUGA